Messenger RNA from Arabidopsis arenosa, 1016 nucleotides. The record is from the annotation of a GenBank genome assembly. NCBI's taxonomy places the organism in Eukaryota, Viridiplantae, Streptophyta, Magnoliopsida, Brassicales, Brassicaceae.
ACAACUUCAAGACCCUUCACCCCCACGGAAAAAAAAUAUCAAAGGAAAUCAUUAAUAGAAAUACAAGAAAGAGAGAGAUUAUAUUAGAACUUGAGAAACACUAAAAAUGGCUGAAGAACAACAAAACUCAGGUCAGAGCAAUGGUGGAAACGUUAUUCCAACACCUGAAGAAGUUGCUACGUUCCUGCACAAAACUGUUGAAGAAGGUGGAUGGGAAAAAUGUUGGGAAGAAGAGAUAACACCAUGGGACCAAGGAAGAGCCACACCUCUCAUUGUUCAUCUUGUCGACUCUUCGUCACUCCCACUUGGCCGUGCUCUUGUCCCCGGAUGUGGUGGAGGACACGACGUCGUUGCGAUGGCAAGCCCGGAACGUUUCGUUGUUGGAUUGGACAUUUCCGAAAGCGCACUCACGAAAGCUAAUGAGACUUACGGCUCCUCACCAAAGGCAAAGUACUUUUCGUUCGUGAAGGAAGAUGUUUUCACUUGGCGUCCUAACGAAUUAUUCGACUUUAUCUUCGAUUAUGUGUUUUUCUGUGCUAUUGAACCGGAGACGAGACCUGCAUGGGCUAAAUCCAUGUAUGAACUCUUAAAACCUGACGGCGAACUCAUAACUCUCAUGUAUCCGAUUACCGACCACGUUGGUGGACCUCCCUACAAAGUAGAUGUCUCUACCUACGAAGAUGUGUUGGUUCCCGCAGGAUUUAAGGCAGUGUCUGUCGAGGAGAAUCCACACGCCAUUCCCACUCGUAAGGGGAAAGAGAAGCUUGGAAGGUGGAAGAAGAUCAAUUGAUCCCUAAGAAAGAGAUCAUCUUACUGUUUAGUAAGAUGAGUAUUAUAUGUGUAAUCUACCAAUCUAUGAAGAGUAAAAUGAUUAUCUCUUCCUUUAUUUACUCUAUGCAUGUGUGUUUGAAAGUGAUGAUUAUUAUCUGUAACAAUAAUUUUUAUGAUUCAAGAAUCUGUUUUACUAUACUUGACUCUCAAAUAAUACAAAAACAUAAUAAACUAGACAAAUUCUC